Messenger RNA from Hypomesus transpacificus, 5211 nucleotides. It is a transcript of the gene znf516, whose product is annotated as zinc finger protein 516. Gene Ontology annotation, cellular component: nucleus. Lineage: Eukaryota; Metazoa; Chordata; Actinopteri; Osmeriformes; Osmeridae. The record is from RefSeq and is a predicted model, not a curated record. Gene Ontology annotation, biological process: regulation of DNA-templated transcription. The coding region runs from base 531 to 3437 and encodes 968 amino acids. The transcript has 5 exons. Gene Ontology annotation, molecular function: RNA polymerase II cis-regulatory region sequence-specific DNA binding; DNA-binding transcription factor activity, RNA polymerase II-specific.
GUAACAACUGUAGGUCUGCUGGGAACAUAUAGGGCGGAGCUAAUUGCCACUUUUUGUUUUGAUGCUUUUUUCUUCAUGUGGGAGCAUUCGCUUGUCUGACGAAAACUAUAAGCCGAUUCUUUUUCAAGGGUAUCUAAUCGUAAGUGGACGACAUGGGACCGGGAUAAAACGACCCAAAGAAAACUUUGCACUUUGCGCAACGGAGUAAUAAGGAACUACACAAUAGGAAUGGUCGUUUUUUAACCAUUUGACAACUUUCAUUGGAUGUUUUCAGAGUUGUGCCAAUCGUUAACGACGGAAAAUUAAUUCCCCCACUCGACCAUUAUUAGAGCACACUUGCCUUAGUUAUGAGAUUCGUCAUGGAGAAGUAGCGUUUCCAGAUAGUCUACCUCCAAAAGGAUGAAAACAGAAGCAGCGAUGGCAGACCAAUCUCUCUGACACGAGUUAUGAGGACUACACAACCUGUGCAACAAAGCGAGCAGGUCUGAUCUGUUUUUGUUUUUACAUCUGGGACUCUAAAGCCUGUGACCAUGGAGGUGGAGGGGAAGGAGGAGGUGAUGGGGGACGCUAAUGUGGAGCUGGUGGAAGGUGCCACCUCGGGUCACACCUGCCGGGUCUGCGGACGCAGUUUCCCUCUCCUGAGCUCUCUGUCCCAGCACAUGCGCAGACACACCCGGGAGAAGCCCUACAAGUGCCCCUACUGCGACCACCGCGCAGCCCAGAAGGGAAGCCUGAAGACCCAUGUGAGAAGCCACAAACUGGGUCUGGUUCUGCAGAGCCUGGGGGCCGAGGGCGAGGCCGGGGGGGAGGCCGGGGCGGAGAAGGGGGACCAGGUGAAGAAGGAGGACUCUGAUAGGCUGGAUGAAGCCGCUCCUCUGACCAAUGGCACCGCUGCCAGGAAGCACAAAGUCAACGGGCGGACGAAGAAGAAGGCCUCUAAGAAGAAGACCAGAGAGGCUGUGAGGGAGGAGCCUCCUCAGACCAGUGGUGAGGCCGCGGAGCCUGCGGAGGCCGAUGGACCGGACUCUGGAGGUGAGGCCGGGGCCGAGGUUGAAAAUGGGGGAGAGGCUGAAACUGAGGGAGAGGCUGUAGCCGAGGCCGGGGCAGAGCUGGAGGCCGGGUCGGGUCCGUUCCCCUGCGGCUCCUGCAGCCAGGUGUUCCCCCGAGCCUCGCUCCUGAAGACCCACAUGAAGAAGCACCGCUCCUCCCAAGACCACGGCUGCCGCAUCUGCGGACGUCGCUUCCGCCAGGCCUGGUUCCUCCAGAGCCACAUGCGGAUCCACCGAGCCAAACCCGCCCCCCGGGGCGCCGAGGGGGGCCAAGCCCCGGCCACCAUCAACGGCGCUCCCCAGGAGCAAGCAGCCCUCGCCAACGACGAGUGCCUCUACGAGCUCUGCGCUGGCUGUGGAAACUUCUUCCACGACCGCAAGACCCUCCGGGUCCACGAGAGGGUCCACAAGCAGAGCCACGCCAGCCAGGCCUCGCCUCCCCAACCCGAGGGUUCCGAGACGCCGGCCGCCAAGGCCCACUUCCUGGGGUGUCUGAACCUCCGUGCGGUAGGGCGCCGUCUGGAGGAGGGGGGCCUGGGAGGGAGGAUUCCUCAGCUGGACCCAGUGAGCAGCUACCAGGCUUGGCAGCUGGCUACGAGGGGGCGGGUGGUGGAGGUGGCGGAGAAGGGCCCGGGCUGGGUGGAGAGGCUGGCGGACGCGGAGGUGGCGUACGGCAAGGACAGAGGCCAGUACGUCCCGGCGAAGACGGACAGGAAGAGGAAGCAGCUGGACGUCGGCCCCGGGGGCAAGAAGAAGAAAGGAGGUCCGGGCGGGGAGGGGUCCGGGGGCCGCGGGGGGGCGCUGCACCGGGGGGGCCGGGCUCUGCUGACCGGACUGACCCCCGAGGCGUUCCUCGCGCUGCAGAAGAAGAGGGUCCGGGAGGGGCACACGGCCACCAGACACCCCAGCAUCAUCACUGACACAACUCACAGAGAUAAGAAGCCAUACUUGUGCGAGCACUGCGACUUCCACACCCCGGACGCCUCCACCCUCAGCGCCCACCUUCUCAGGCAACACAAGGACUUGAUACACCUUCACAACCAGCGCGGCGCCAGUCAGGAUGACCCCAGCGGGUCGAAGGGUUACAUGGGUUACCUCAAGCUCCGCAGCACCCUCCUCAGCCUGCCGGUCUGGAGCCCGUUCGCCGGCUCCGCCUCCCAGCAGAUGAGGCCAGCAGCGAUUGGCCAGCCCGGGACACCAGGAAGCACUGAGGGACGAGGGAGAGGCGAUGCCGCCGGCGACGCCAGCCUCCUCAACCUGUCAGUGCUGGCGGAGGGUCUGAAGGAGGGUCCGGAGGAGGGUCCGGAGGAGGGUCCGGAGGCUGGCGUCGCCAAGCCCGUCGUGCAGGCUGAGGGCCGCUUGGUGCGUCACCAGUGCCCGUACUGCGUCCACACCACCCACUACCCAGAGGUCCUGUGGAUUCACCAGCGCGUGGCUCACAAAGUGGACGGCGCCAAUUCCCAGGCGCCCAAAUGGGCGCCGCACGUCAACGGAGUCAAGGGCGCUAAGUCGGGGGGUGCCAAACCGGGGAGACGAACGGGACCUCCGCCUUUCCUGGAGGGCAAGGACUGCCCCGCCCUCCCUCUGGCGCGGGCUCAGCGGACGCAGCCCCCGGGUGACGCCGCUACGGGCGCCAAGAAAUCGACACCAAAGACUCCACAUCCAAACACCUCGUCUCCCUCUCCCGCUCCCCAGUCCAAACCCACCGCUCAGCCAGCGAGCUCACGCUCGACUGGGGAAAAGGCGCCCUCUAGUGUCCGUAAAACACUCCUACCUCAGAAGAAGUCCAGCGCUCGCCCCGGACACUCGGCGGCGAGCACCGGGAAGCCCCGAUCCUCCGGCGACCGUCCCAAGGUCACGCCGUCAGCCGCCAGUGCCGGCGGCGACAGUCCCGGGCUCUCCUUCCACCCCAGCAGCAGCAGCCUCAGCUACGGCCGACACAGAGCCUCUCCAGAGGGGAGCCUGCUGCCUCAGGAGGGCCUGGGGUUCAUCCUGGCCAGGAACCAGGCCCGCACCGAGCGCGCUCCACACUCCACCCCCGACAGGACCCACCGCCACAACCAAUCGCAAGACACCUCCACCGUCCCCAAGGGUCACGACCUCUGGUCGGUCAUGAACAUGUUCGGGGGUCAUGGAAGUGGGGGCUACCUAGGGCCUGGGGCUCCUCCCAUGGAAGUCGAUCUUCUGAGUCUCCUGAAAAACUACAACCCCCACGAUCUGGCCGCCCUCUACCAGCACUGGGGCUAUGUUGAUCCCAGGUUUGAGCCGCAAGCCAUGCUGCAGGCUAACGGACAUGUGGGACAGGAAGUCCUCUCCUCCUCAGAGGCACCCAAACAAGUCAGUGGCCGGUCCUCCAUGUCCACUCCAUCUCUCCGUAAAGCCACAUGAAGACCCCCACGCCCUCUGCCUCGCCCUCUGCCUCGCCCUCUGCCUCGCCCUCUGCCUCGCCCUCUGCCUCGCCCUCUGGGACCGCUCCGCAGCAGGGCGGGGGAGGCCCAGGCAGCUGGCCUAUGGAUCCUAUCUCAGGAGAAUCUCCCCGGAGUCACGCAGAGAGCAGGCGAUGUUGGUAAAGGCCCAGCGAUGAAUCUCUGGUGUUCAGAGAGCGAAACACCUGCAGUAUGGAUACAGGUCGAACGCUGGCUAGCAGGAUCCCGCCAGCGACAGUUGCCUACGUCUUCCAGGGGUUUGAUGAAAACAUUUGUAGAGCGUUCUCCUAAGCCAAUCAAACACAUUUCCCCGUUAUAUUUGACAGUGUGGAAACGGGUAGUUCAGAUCAGUGGAUUUGUAUUUUUUCAAACAUUCCAAAAAAACAUCAACUGUUGUUUUGCCCAGAAUUGGAUUUUCUUAAACGUCGUGACAGAUUGUGAGGCCUCCUGCUCCUUCAUAGACCAGCUUUUUCUUGGUUUGUUGCUACGGUGAAGUGUGUGUCCACAGGGUGAAAGGAUGGUUUAGUUACCCUCCUACGUUGGGAUCUUCAAGACAUCCAUCGGACCAUUUCAGUUGGAUGCGACGAUGAUAAGCUCUCCCUGCGCUGGUGUUGAUUUACUUUUGCGUGUUCAGUAAUUUAGUUGUCUAAAAUUUUGUGUUGGGUGGAAAUUGUAUUCGCUCGGUUAUGUCAGUGCUCCUCAUCUUGUCGAAGUCAAAACGUUGGAAGGAAGUACCAACUGUCUUGCCAUGAAAUACAAGAAUCAAAAUCUCUACUGGAAACCUUUUGCAUGUUUUUUCUACAUCCACAGCAAGCAACACAAAUGCAACGUUUGAGGUAAAUCUUAGAGAAUGUUUGCUGUGAGGAAACUGACAACCAGUCUCCUACUUUUCUGACAGACUACACGUGAUUCUAGAAAUCAUCUAGGUGUUCGAGCCCAGGUACGGAUGUUUUAAAAUGGUUUACUUUAUUGGAUUCUAUUUAUGUUGUUCAGUAGGUAGGCCCACCUAUCAGUUAUUGGUGAAAUGGCUGCAUUUGAAGGAGAAAUUAGGACUCUACUAUGGACCUAAUAAAGUUAUUACAGGUGCCAGUUUGAACACUGUAGGGCGUAGUAAGGAUUAGUAUCUUGUAUUUACAGCGCAUCCAAUUGAGUUGACUCUGAUGUUUGAUUUUCAAAACAUUAUUUAGUACGGUUUGUCUUAGGUUAUCUUUUUGAAAACAACUUUGUCAGUUGCUUUUUAGUCUGUUUUGUUGUUGUUGUGCCGAGUCAGUGGACAUCUUCCAGUUAAAAUGGCUUCCGCAGCCUUAUGCUAGCUGCACUACAGGAAAGAAAGCCAUGAAACGUCAGUUAAUUCAGAAGUCCAUGCUGCAUUAUUUAUUUAGCUGUACAUAGUACUCGACAUUGUUCAGUUUUGUGUUUUUAAGUGUUGUUUUUGAUAAUGGGAUGAAAUAAGUUGUAAAGUGGUUGAAAUGGACUGGUGAAAUCCCUUUUUUUUGUAUUUUGGACUUGUUUUGAAUCCGAGUGAAACUCAAAGCCAGAUAAACGAGGUGAGCAGUGUUCUGGUGUACAUGAUGGCUGAUACUGUGGGCCUCUGAUCACUGUAAUCAUCUACCCAUGUCAGACUCCGUGAAGCAGAUGAUGCACCGGUUAUUUUCACAAUCGCAAAUGUACAGAAAUUCUUUGGGGCUGUAGAUGACAGUAAGCCGUGUUUUUAAAGUAUUUAAAUUCCACAAACA